This is a messenger RNA of Cimex lectularius (bed bug), 587 nucleotides long. RefSeq lists its product as uncharacterized. The transcript is spliced from 3 exons. NCBI's taxonomy places the organism in Eukaryota, Metazoa, Arthropoda, Insecta, Hemiptera, Cimicidae. The record is from RefSeq and is a predicted model, not a curated record. The coding region runs from base 21 to 452 and encodes 143 amino acids.
AAUGUUGUGUUUUUAUAGUCAUGCCUUCUCACGGGCCGCACAUAACGGGCGAAAAGAAGCAGUACAUGAUCGGCGACGAGCUCAAUCUCAACUGUACCUCCGGGAAGUCGUAUCCCGCAUCGAUUCUGCACUGGUACAUCAACGACGAACAGAUGACGGAGAGGGAUGGAGUGAUCAAAUACCCGAACGCGGUGCACGCUCACGGACUCGUGACCACUGCCCUCGGUUUGUCAAUGAACGUGAAGCCGUACCACUUCAACAAAGGUGUGAUGAAGCUGCGGUGCGUCGCCAGUUUGUCCCCGGUCGUCUGGCAGGGACAUCACGUCGUCCACAGCAAUGCGCCACUUCUCGACAACCGAGAGGCAUCCUUUCUUGUCAGAGGCUAUUCUGAAAAGGUGAGAGGGAACAUCAUCCUGGCGAUCAGCAUCUGCAUCCUCGUCCUGAUAACGUGAUCCCCUUCAGACAGCCAGACUGUCUUUUAACCCCGAAAAAUGUAAACUCUCUUCUUGGAUAUUUGGAGAGUAAAAUUAUUAAAUUUAAAAAAGAAAAGAAAAAUAUAUGUAAAUAACCAUAUGUGUUAAUUAAAU